AUGACAUCAGAAACACAAGAGUCGCGUACUCCCAGUACGCCCCGUAUUCAAAAAAAUGUGAGAGCUAAAACACCAAAAUCGGUGUUAAAGAAAACAAUUUUAACAUAUGACGUGGAUGAUUCAUAUGUAGAAGAAGAAGACACAACCUAUCUUUAUGACGAAACGACUACUUCAGCUAUUAGUGAAGAUGAAGAUGAAGUGUAUGAGGAAGAAAUAGAAGAGGAAGAUUUUGAUCUUGAUGAUACAGAAGUUGAGAUUGAAAGUGUAGAAAUUUCCAAGACAGAAAAACUUGAAUCAGAAAAUGAAAACGUGAAUGAAGAAAAGCCAGAGGAAUCCGAAUUCCAUAAAUUUCUUAUUAAACAUGAGAUCCCAAGAAAGAUCUUACACUGUUCCAUAGGUUUCAUUACGCUAGUGAUGUUUGCCUUAGGUGUACCACAACUGCAAUUUGUUGCACCACUGACAGCGUUAUUCGUUAUUAUUCUUAUAAAUGAUAUUGUACGUCUCCGUGAUCCAGAAUUGAACAAGAGAAUCGUGGCUAGAUGGUGGUUCAUAGUUAGAGAUAGUGAAGUUAACUCGUAUAAUGGAACAUUAUGGUAUUUAGCCGGGGUUAUAAUACUUUUUCUUUUAGCUCCAAGAGAUAUUCUUUUUAUGGGAAUAUUAUUGUUGAGUUGGGCUGACACAGCAGCAUCAACUAUAGGCCGUCAAUAUGGUAAAUAUACUCCCCAAAUUGUUCCUGGUAAAUCUCUUGCCGGAACAUUAGCCUGUUUCUCAGUAGGUGUUUCCUGUUGUUAUUUAGUUUAUGGUUACUUUAUUCCUAAGUUUGACAAUCAACCAGGAUAUAUUAUGUGGACUCCAGAAUCAAGUGCUUUAAAUUUACAUUCCUAUGCAUUAAUAUCUGGUGUUAUUGCAAGUGUUUCGGAAUUUGUUGAUAUUUUUAACAUCGACGAUAACUUCGUUAUUCCUGUUGUUGGUGGUGGGUUGCUUUAUGGCCUUGUUAAGCUUUGUCAGAUUUAA
Messenger RNA from Debaryomyces fabryi, 1014 nucleotides. RefSeq names its product diacylglycerol kinase. The coding region runs from base 1 to 1014 and encodes 337 amino acids. Gene Ontology annotation, biological process: phosphatidic acid biosynthetic process. Gene Ontology annotation, cellular component: endoplasmic reticulum membrane. The record is from RefSeq and is a predicted model, not a curated record. The transcript has a single exon. Gene Ontology annotation, molecular function: ATP-dependent diacylglycerol kinase activity. Lineage: Eukaryota; Fungi; Ascomycota; Pichiomycetes; Serinales; Debaryomycetaceae.